ACCGGACCCCGCGGAGGGCAGAGCCGGGAGAGGAGGGAGAGAAGGCGGUUGAGCAGAGCGCGGCGGCGAGAGCCAUCCAGGUCGCUCACUGCUCUCGGGUGUUGGCUCACGUUGUGGUUUUGAGAAAGCCUGAGGGCCAGAAAGCAGUCCUGGGAGAAGCCCUCUGGGUGGGCAUUCGGAACCUUCAGGUCCAGAGGAGAAGCCGUCCCCUCACCUGGACUUAUGACCCGCGGCUUCGCCCCCAACCUGCCUGUCGAGUUCCCCAAGAUGGGCUCUUUCCGCAGGCCCAGACCGCGCUUCAUGAGCUCCCCGGCGCUCAGCGACCUGCCCCGCUUCCAGGCAGCCCGCCAGGCUCUGCAGCUGAGCUCCAACUCGGCCUGGAACAGUGUCCAGACUGCCGUGAUCAAUGUCUUUAAAGGGGGCGGCUUGCAAAGCAAUGAGCUCUACACACUGAACGAAAACAUCAGGCGGCUGCUGAAGAGUGAACUUGGAUCGUUCAUUACAGACUAUUUUCAGAACCAGCUUCUAGCAAAAGGACUGCUGUUUGUGGAGGAGAAGAUUAAGCUGUGUGAAGGUGAAAAUCGCAUUGAGGUUCUGGCUGAAGUCUGGGACCACUUCUUCACUGAGACUCUCCCCACCCUGCAGGCAAUAUUCUAUCCAGUUCAGGGCCAGGAGCUGACCAUCCGCCAGAUCUCCCUGCUGGGCUUCCGCGACCUGGUCCUGCUGAAGGUGAAGCUGCAUGACUUGCUGCUGCUGGCCCAGCCCCAGCUGCCCUCGUCCAUCGUCCAGAUGUUGCUCAUCCUGCAGAGUGUUCACGAGCCCACAGGCCCAAGCGAGGGUUAUUUGCAGCUGGAGGAGCUGGUGAAGCAGGUCGUUUCUCCUUUCCUCGGCAUCAGCGAGGACCGCGGCGUCUCAGGCCCCACGUACGCACUGGCCAGGCGCCACUCCAGGGCCCGGCCCAAGGUCACGCUGUUGAACUACGCCUCCCCGAUGACCACCGUUAGCCGGCCCCUGAACGAGAUGGCCCUGACCCCUCUGACGGAGCAAGACGGGGAGGCCUACCUAGAGAAGUGUGGCAGUGUCCGGCGGCACACGGUGGCCAAUGCCCACUCGGACAUCCAGCUGCUGGCCAUGGCCACCAGGAUGCACUCGGGCUUAGGGGAGGAGCCUGGCGGCGAGGACAAGUGCCUGCUUCUGCCACCCAGCUUCCCGCCGCCCCACCGGCAGUGCUCCAGUGAGCCCAACAUCACUGAUGGCCCCGAUGAGCCGGAGCGGGUGGCAGCGGUCAGCCAGGAGGACUCAGAGCUGAACUGUGCAUCCCUCAGCUGAAUGCCCGCCUCUGGGACCUCCCAGCUCCUGCCUGGCCACCAGGAUGAGGGCGGCUUCAUCGCCGAGGGGAGCUCUUCCUUUGGGCGAUGCCGCCUUAGGCCUUUCCGGGUACAGGCUAGUCUGAGCGCCCUAGGGAAAAUCCCCGUCGUGAGCCUCUCCAUUUUCGUGACUGUGACCACCUACCUCUGGGCGGCCACACAGAUCCAACUGCUUAAUGUUCACCUUCUGACUUUCAGCCUUGCCUGCCUGACUCAACUCAAAUCCUCCUCUCUGGGCUUUUCCCCUCAGAUAUUGGACUAUCUGACCCUCCCAGCCCUAUAUCGCAGUGCCCCUGGCGUUCCUAUAGCAGGAAGUCGUCCGACCCACACACACAGCCAGCAAGGAUGUGUUGGCGUGUGGAGUUCCCCUUGAGGGUCCUUGUGAUACAGAGGCCGAUGGGUGAAAAGAGGCAAUAGAGAGGUACCUCUUCUCUCCGUCUUGUGUGGAGUAAAAGUAGACUGCAGCCCCUCCCAAGCCUGACUCUGGGAAUGCAGCUUUCAUUGCAGUUUCAGAAUUACUGGGAAAGAGUGGCCCCACUGGUGGGUGAGGGUCCAUCCUCACCUAUAUCCAGACCCUAUGUGCUGCCUUUGGCUUUUGGCCCAGGAGGGCCACAGUGCUGGAGGAACCCCGUCUUUGAUUCAGCCUCAGCAUUCCCCUCUCAGGCUUCCUCCCCAGCUCAAGGAACUAACCUUCCCGGUGGAGUAGCUGGUGCCUUCCUCCCUUUCUCAUUUCAGAAACCGACCCUUUUCCUAUUGUGGGUAAGGGGCCAGCUGAUACCAACCAACCAGUCUGUUCCUGGAUUUGACUUGAAUUUUUAAAAUGUGCAUCGUUUCAAAAAUAAAUUGCUUGCAAGUAUUUGCACGUAGGAUCUUGCACCGCUCAUUUCCAAUGGGGUGUGUCUUCAAACUGAAAAAUAGCAAACCCCCUAGGAAAGGAGACUGGAAGUGGUCCAGGGUGAAAGUGAUCCGUGGUGGGCAGGGCUCAGAGGCCACAGAGCUCUGGAAGCAGCUGGACUUGAAUCCAGUGUGGCCUGUGUUUGUGAGUGUUGUGGUUUAUAGGAAAAGCUGCAUUGAGAUAGAGACUCAGCUUGCCUCAUGAGCAGAGAGUUCUAGCAAAUGGGAUGUCUCAGUGCUCUACAGUGCAGGGAGCCGGGAAAGAUGCGGGCAGGACCUUUUGGAGAGAUGUCCAUUCCCUGUGAUUAAAGAAGUGCCUGGAAUGUAUAACCUGUGGGGCCUUGAAAUGUUUUGGGGGGCAGCAGGCUUUGGUACUGUGCUAUAUAUAUCCUCAGCACUCCUCCCUCCAUCCAGGUCUGGGCUUUUUAUCUCCUUUGACCUCCCUGUUCUUUUUGUAUUUGCCUGUUGGCCCCACUGAUAACAGCUCCAGAAAGAAGAGGAGGCCCCUGGGCCCUUCAGGCACCUUCUAGGUAUCCUGUUAAUCUUUGGAAACUUUAUGAAAUGUCAGAGACAUGAGCCAGUUUGGCUUCCAACGUGGCAGGAGGUGGCCGGGAGAGAAUGAGGACAGUUUAAGCUGCUAACAGAGGAGGAAACCUUCUAAGCUCAUCUAAGCCUUGACAGCAUUUCCCUUCUGGGUGAAGAUUUGAAAUAUGACUAGAGUCAUGCUUCUGAUGGCUUUUGAUUUGGAAAUUUUGUUUAAAAAGUUGUUUUGUUUUCAUCCUUUUAAGAGAUUGAUGGAAGAGAAAUGUCCAAAGGAGAUCUUCUGAGAAUUUCAAACAAAAAAUAAUCUGUGUAUGUGUUGGAUAAAGUCCACAAAUUCACUAACAGGUAUCAGUAGGUAACAACAUGAUGAUUUAUUUAACUGAUGGCUUCUGUCCUUAUUGGUGCACUUAGCA
This is a messenger RNA of Physeter macrocephalus (sperm whale), 3217 nucleotides long. It is a transcript of the gene PRR5L, whose product is annotated as proline rich 5 like. The record is from RefSeq and is a predicted model, not a curated record. The transcript has 9 exons. Gene Ontology annotation, biological process: TORC2 signaling. Bases 223 to 1329 code for a protein of 368 amino acids. NCBI's taxonomy places the organism in Eukaryota, Metazoa, Chordata, Mammalia, Artiodactyla, Physeteridae. Gene Ontology annotation, cellular component: TORC2 complex.